AUGACUUCCAAAUCGAAGGUUUCAUUGUUCCCGUGGGACGCCAAGUCUAAAACCCACAGAAGGUGGCUCUACGAGCAAAGAGUGCAAUGCAAUUGGGAUUCAGAUAAGGUCGAAGGAGAAUGGAGAGAGAAACAAAUCCAGGGCGAGAAAUGCAUGUACUGGAUUGUCCGUCAGUCCAAUCGCUCGCAAGACAUAAAAUCUUGCAAUGGCGAGAGUGAAGAAGUGCUUCAUGAUACAGCGGACUCUGUCCAUGGCGUUGCGCGUGAACCAUCACAGGUGGCGUUUGUCCCAAUUGGUCAUAUUUCUUUGGAUUCGAAAAACAAGGAUGCAGAAAUGGUCGGCCUUGAAAUACCAUCGGAAGGUGUCUUCUGGAUCAAAAGCUUUUUCAUCCUGCAAUCACUUCAAGGUCAGGGCAUUGGUCGAGCAGCUAUGGAUGCAGUAGAGUUAAUGGCAGCUCGAGAGCCACUCUGGGCCCAGUCACUCAUGCUAGACACGGUUACGGGGGAACACCAGAUGAGAGAGGAUUUCGCAACAUCCACCUACGGCGCCAUUCCUAAGAUCACGAAUCAAGAUUGGUAUGGCCGCCGGGGAUACAUACCGAUCAAGACUGUGCCGAACUAUUAUGACGUAUAUGAUGAAAACGGAAACCGAUGGGAUAUAGAGAUUGUUUUCAUGCGAAAACAAAUUUCAUGA
Messenger RNA from Penicillium cinerascens, 693 nucleotides. RefSeq lists its product as uncharacterized. The record is from RefSeq and is a predicted model, not a curated record. NCBI's taxonomy places the organism in Eukaryota, Fungi, Ascomycota, Eurotiomycetes, Eurotiales, Aspergillaceae. Bases 1 to 693 code for a protein of 230 amino acids. The transcript is spliced from 3 exons. Gene Ontology annotation, molecular function: acyltransferase activity, transferring groups other than amino-acyl groups.